Molecule: messenger RNA, 1341 nt
Organism: Zygotorulaspora mrakii
Lineage: Eukaryota; Fungi; Ascomycota; Saccharomycetes; Saccharomycetales; Saccharomycetaceae
Gene: CEM1
Product: fatty acid synthase CEM1
Exons: 1
Coding region: 1-1341 (446 amino acids)
Biological process (GO): fatty acid biosynthetic process
Molecular function (GO): 3-oxoacyl-[acyl-carrier-protein] synthase activity
Source: RefSeq, a predicted model, not a curated record
AUGUCAAGAAGGGUUGUGGUGACUGGUUUGGGCUGCAUAACGCCACUUGGUACCACGCUUAAACAGUCAUGGAGUAAUUUGCUGGCUUCGAAAUCUGGUGUAGUUCCAAUAACCUCUUUGCCUAAUUACAAAUCGGAUUACGAGCAGUUUGCAAACAGCGUGCCUCCAACAGUAGUAGUUGGUAAGAUACCGGAGCUACAAGAGCAGGUGGGUCUAGUUACUGAUCAAGAUGCAAGAAGGGUGUCUGAUUUCACUAAGUUGGCUAUACUCGCGUCUCAUGAGGCGUUGAGCCAUGCUGAUUUACUUGAGAAAAGGAGUGGAGAUGAGGUAUCCAUCGAUCAGAGUAAGGCGAACUUGUACAGGUUUGGGUGCGUAAUAGGCACAGGGAUAGCUUCUAUUCAGGAUUUUUACUCCACAAGUGUGAGCUUCCAUAACGAUCGCAAGAGAGUGAAUCCGGUUUUCGUGCCGAAGAUUCUCACCAAUAUGGCUGCCGGUAAUGUGUCAAUAAAGUUCAAUUUGAAGGGUGUCUCGCACUGUGCCUCCACCGCGUGCGCAACCGGCAAUAAUUCCAUCGGCGACGCAUUCAACUUCAUUCGACUUGGGAUGGCAGAUGUAUGCUUGGCUGGAGCUAGUGAAUCGUGCAUACAUCCGUUGAGUCUUGCCGGCUUUAUAAGAACGAAAAGUAUCACCGUGGAUGACGGGGUAUCACGACCCUUUGAUGCGAAACGAUCUGGAUUUGUUCUGGGGGAAGGCGCCGGUAUGCUUGUGUUGGAGUCGUUAGAAAAUGCUGAAAGACGUGGGGCCGACAUCCUUGCAGAAAUUGUUGGGUACGGACUAAGUAGCGAUGCUUUCCAUAUUACUUCACCAUGUUCAGAUGGUAAUGGUGCAAUGCGAGCUAUUCAAAUGGCAUUAGACAUGGGGAAGGUAAAUACGGAGCAGAUAGGCUAUGUCAAUGCGCAUGCAACUUCAACGGUACUUGGUGAUAGAGCAGAAAGUAUUGCAAUUAAAUCUGCUCUUUUACCAGGACCGAGAUCAGGUCUAGAUGGAAAUUUGUUGUUUGUAUCUAGUAAUAAAGGUGCAAUUGGUCACUUAUUAGGGGCUGCUGGUGCUGUAGAAAGCAUUUUUACUAUAAUGUCACUGAAGGAUGAGAUAAUGCCGCAUACCUUGAACUUAGAGAACAUCUCGGGUGCAAAAGGCGACAAUUACGAGAAGGAUUUCAGUGGUAUCACUUUUAUCAAGGAUAAACCGAUAGUUAAUCCAAAUUUGGAGUAUGCAUUAUGUAAUAGUUUCGGAUUCGGUGGCGUCAAUACAUCAUUACUGUUUAAGAAAUGGGUAAAAUAG